Messenger RNA from Tachysurus fulvidraco (yellow catfish), 4644 nucleotides. It is a transcript of the gene zbtb47b, whose product is annotated as zinc finger and BTB domain containing 47b. Gene Ontology annotation, biological process: regulation of transcription by RNA polymerase II. The record is from RefSeq and is a predicted model, not a curated record. Gene Ontology annotation, molecular function: RNA polymerase II cis-regulatory region sequence-specific DNA binding; DNA-binding transcription factor activity, RNA polymerase II-specific. Gene Ontology annotation, cellular component: nucleus. Bases 887 to 2386 code for a protein of 499 amino acids. The transcript is spliced from 7 exons. NCBI's taxonomy places the organism in Eukaryota, Metazoa, Chordata, Actinopteri, Siluriformes, Bagridae.
ACACACACACCUGCUUACCUUGGGUACCACUGUUACAAGCCACACCAAAUUAGACGAGUCUGCACUUCACUAUCCUUAUGAAUUACUAUUUGACUUACAGGAUCAUUAACCUACACAUUUGUGACAAAUUACAGGUAAAUACAGUGUAGUGGUUAUGCUGUAGGGGUCAUAUAUUUAUUUUGUUGGUAUGAAUAUUGGCUGCAGGUGUCCCCUUAGAGUGAAGCAUCAAUGCAAAACAAUACAUAGAUCUUCUGAUCAACUUUCUGCACCUUCUGUACUGCUCGCUGGAGGCGAGAUGGUUCACCAGAAUAAUCUGGAAUGAAGCACAUGCAUUGGUUUAUUGGCACGAGAACAUUGUUUGCUUAAUCAGUUCUCAAUUUACAGACAGCGGCGGUGUGAAUAACUGCCAGGCCGCUCUGUCAGCUCGUGUGACUAGAAGCGGAGAUGGCCGUAGAGAGCAGAGGGUAAGAGGAUGGAGAUUAUUCACAUCGUUCCUGGAGUAAAUCUGAGGAGAAGCUCAGGAUCCUGUAGGUUAUUAUUACUGCAGGCUGAUCGCUCAAGCUUAAUGUCUCCUGUUACUCUUUGGCCAGACAGACAGUAAGACAAUGCUGGAUUAUGUUUCUUAGGACGUCUUCCUGAUCCUUGUCCUCUAAAAGCAGCUCUAGUUUAUAUCGGAGAAGGCCGGCGACUUCACCACAGUCGUGUUCUGCCUGCUGGAGGAUGUGGUGCUACACUUCACCUGUUUGAUGGACACGCCUUAUAAACAGUGGCACCUUUUACAGCCCCACGUGUUUAAUGUGGACUUUGCUGGACAUCAGCGAGGAGGGCAAUCAAGAAAAACACAAACACACCACUUUACAGCAAAACUAAGGUUGAGGAGCACAAAAUGGAUGCCUUUUCCAUUAAGGUGGUAGACAAUACAGCGGGUAGGCUAGAACAUCAUGCUAGCUCUCAGGCCCAGGUCAAACACUUCUACAAAAAAGAUGAUGUUGGAGGAAGUGGGAAAUGCAAAGCAGAUGGAGGCAUCGGCCCUGAAGAGGCAACACCUCAAGAAAGCCCCGCCUCUUUUAACAGAGACCAAAUCAUUGUUGAAGUGAACCUUAACAACCAGACUCUAAAUGUUUCCAAGGGGCCAGAGGGCAAGAGCAGAGAGCGAGGUCAGACUCGUCAUCGCACCAACGAUGAAGAUAAAGACUAUGAGCAGAGGCAGGAAGAGAUGGAAAUUAGCACAGAGGAGGAGGAAAAGGAUGAUGAUGAAGAAGAAGAGGAGGAAGAAGAAGAUGAUGAGGAUGAUGAUGGUGAUGAAGAGGAGAACGAACUUAGCAUUCCAGAGGUUCCACUGACAAUCAUGGAGAGACCGCGGCGUGGGACGAGAGCGAGCACUGUGGCGUUGUGCCAGGGUUUGGGUAGUGGCAUGCGGGCACAGAGGAAGAUGGAACAGGAGAGUUUGGGCCAGAAGGUAAAGCUGGAGGAAAAGCAGCACUUUGCUUGCAAGAAAUGUCCGCGUGUAUUUAACAAUCGCUGGUACCUGGAGAAACACACCAACGUCACACACAAUCGCAUGCAGAUCUGCAAUAAGUGCGGCAAACGCUUCCUUCUGGAGAGUGAGCUGCUGCUGCACCAUCAGACCAGCUGUGAGAAGAGCAUACAGUGUGUGACCUGUGGGAAGGCCUUUAAGAAGUUAUGGUCACUCCACGAGCACAACAAGGUCGUCCAUGGCUACGCUGAGAAGAAAUUCUCCUGCGAGGUGUGUGACAAGAAGUUCUACACAAUGGCGCAUGUCAGGAAGCACAUGGUGGCCCACACAAAGGACAUGCCGUUCACGUGUGAGACAUGCGGGAAGUCGUUUAAACGCAGUAUGUCUCUGAAGGUGCACUCUCUGCAGCACUCGGGGGAAAAACCCUUCAGGUGUGAGAACUGCAGUGAACGGUUCCAGUAUAAGUACCAACUUCGCUCUCACAUGAGCAUCCACAUCGGCCACAAGCAGUUCAUGUGCCAGUGGUGCGGCAAAGACUUCAACAUGAAGCAAUACUUUGACGAGCACAUGAAGACCCACACUGGUGAGAAGCCGUACAUCUGCGAGAUCUGCGGGAAGAGCUUCACCAGCCGGCCCAACAUGAAGCGGCACCGGCGCACACACACAGGCGAGAAGCCGUACCCGUGUGACGUGUGUGGCCAGCGCUUCCGCUUCUCCAACAUGCUCAAGGCGCACAAGGAGAAGUGCUUCAGGCUUAGCAGCUCUUUAGGAGAUGACAGCAGCGUGACCUCGGGGGCUGAAGGGUCACACCCUUCCUCUCUUCCUCUCCUCCACUCCAUUAGUGGCCUUCCUUCUCCUCCUUCUCCUCCUCCUCCUCCUGCUUUAUUUUCCAAUUCAAGUAACGACUAACAAGCGUUUUUCUGUGGAAACCUGGAACUCUUUUUAUUUUUCCCUUCUAGUUUUUUUAGUGUGGUGAACCAAAAGCAGUAGUCGAUUCCACUCCGUGGGGGGAUGUCAUGCAGGGGAGUUUGAAUGUUGUAGCAGGCUUUUGGAACAGUGUGUGACACUCGUUUUCAAGAGAUGUUUUAUACACAAUCAAGAUUGGCUCCUUAUAGUACUUGUUCUCAAAUGAUGCAUUAUCGUGGGUAAGUUCUCAUGCACAGCUGUCUGCGCAAACGUCUUUACAGACUCUACGCCCUGUCUGUUCUGCUCGUGUGUGUGUGUGUGUGUGUGUGUAGAUGCUAGCGCCUGUCCUUGGCUCUCAGUGGAGUCGCGUUGUCUGUUGUGUAUCCAGCCAGCAGAGGGAGGCGUGUGACUGAGCAGCAAUGCAAAAGAGAUUAUUUUUUUCUCUUUGACGAGAAGGUGCCGAUGCCGAUAACCAAAUCCCUGCGUCCCUGCAGUAACCAAACCCUGUGUGCUUAUUAAUGAGGUAUAACGUGUUUAUAAUCACUCUUGCACCUUAUUUCUAACUUUAACCAUAUCAGCACUGAUGUUGUAUUGGUUAAUGUUGUCUGAUUUGAUGCCAUGUCUCUGGCACAUGAGGGUGGGGUUGUGGACUGAGAAAGUGGGCGGAGUUAACCUGCGGAUGUUACAUAUUUAAACAAUUUUCAUUUUGUUUUUUUCUUUUUUUUUCUUUUAAUGUAACAUUGCACUUUAUUAAAAUCAGUCUGCAUAUCGGCCAUAAACACGACUGAGAUAUCAGGAUCGGAAGCCUCCGAUUCUGUAGAUGUCUAGCAUUAUAGCAAUAUACAUGUAUUCAACUAAAGACGUUUGCAAUUUUGUACAUUUGUCUGUACCUCGAAUAAUUACGGUACAUUCAUGUUUUGAAAAUGUAGCUUAUUAUGAAUUCACUCGUUCUAACGUUACACUUCAUUUUCAAAAUCUUGUUUUGAGAUCGUUUGAUUUUUUUUUCCUUGCAAAGUUGCCCAGGUUAUACUCCUAGAAGAAGCUGUUACUUCAAUCUAAAUGACUCAUCUUUAUUGAGAAUAAGUCACUGAGAUAUAUGUUCAUUACAAUAUAAUAAAACUAAUUAAAAAGCUUAAUAGAAAUAGAUGUAGAACAUCACUUUAGAGAGUAAAGGCUUUGUGGCUCUGUUUAGCUUCAUGGAUAUUUCAGAACUUCUCUAAAAUGGUAUUUGUGUCACUAGAAUUUGGAUUUGAAUUUAAUGAAUUGAGUUUUAUAUUUUAAAAUUCAAACCCACCGUAUUUAUAUUUAGAUAAACUUUAUUUUUAAAACGACAAAAAGCAGCGUUUUCAGAUUCUGUGAAUUGAAUUUUCGAUUCAUUUUCCGGCUGCUAAUUGGUUCAAAUGAAACUAAUUGCAAUUCUAGAAAAUUAAAAUGUAAACCACUGUGUGUAUAUUUUCAUUUUGGAGUUCAAUUGAAUUUCGAUAUAAGAUGUACUUUUCGAGUCUUGCAUUCCUUUUCACAUGAGGGAUAAAAAAAAAAAUCUGAUUAAAUAAAAAAAUGAAAACAAAAUCGAAUAGAAAUACUAGUGACAGAAAUAUCAUUGGGAAGCCGAACAGAAAAAGGUUACGCAUAGAUGUACACAUUUAGUAGUUUAAGUCACAGAUCAUCUGCAUCCUACUAUGAAUAUAGUUAGAAAGUAAAUGAAAAUAAAUAGAAAUAUGUAAAAAUUUCAAACUUACACACAUUAAUUAGCCCUUUUGAAGACUAUAGGGAGAAAUUGCGUAAGAUCAAAUUUAAGAAAUGAGAUUUUACAGCUUCUAGAGAUUAUAAGAGUCUCAUUAACCAAGUAUUAGACAGGUUUCUGCAUCUAAAAUAGUGAACUCAGUAUAAUAUAGCUUUAAUAAGCAGCUAUUACAAACACUAUAUAACCCCUAUUAACAUGCACACACUGCGUAAGCUGUAAAUAAGUUGUGUACUUAAUGUCAUUUACUGUAUAAGCAGUUUUUUCAAUUUGGUUUUGUUUACAUCGUGCUGGAAGUCAGUCGAAUGUGAAGACGUGCGAUGAAGUAGCCGAUACUUAGGAAAGACCUUGACCUUGAAAGUUAGAAGUUGGGAGUAGAUACUCUUGUAUUUGUAUGUGCAGAUCUGAAAUGAUCUUUCAAGGGAGGAAGGGAGGGGGGAAGGGGGGACAGAAGGAAGAAAGAGAGAGAGGAAGGAAGGAAGGAAGGGAAAGUGAGAGAGAGAGAGAGAGAGAGAGAGAG